UGCGUUUUAUCUCACCGAAACACACACUCGAGUUCUGUCAACACACGUGUGCUGCAGCAUCACACCACCACUAUGGCUUCUAACAUCCGCUGCUGCUUGUUGGACACGCACAGGAGUGUGACACGUUUCGGAAAACUGUGGGCUGAACGCGUUAAUGCAAAUAUUCCGCGACUUUACUCAAGUGCAACGCAUGUGAAAAAUGAACUUCAACUUGGGAAUCCCACUUUGGCUCCACCAGAUUUAAGCGCAUCCGCGAAAACCAGGACAAGACAGGAGAGGAUGAGAGACCACAACCUUCCCUUGUCUUCUUUCUUGACGGACAACUUUGGCCGGACACACAAUUACUUGCGCAUCUCCCUGACUGAGAAAUGCAACCUGCGCUGUCAGUAUUGUAUGCCAGAGGAGGGUGUGAAGCUGACACCACGAGGCCAACUACUGUCCACUUCAGAGGUACUGACCCUAGCACGCCUCUUUGUCAAGGAGGGCGUGGAGAAGAUCCGCCUCACUGGAGGAGAACCGCUUAUCAGACCUGAUGUGGUGGAUAUCAUUGCGGAGUUGAGGAAGUUGGAGGGUCUGAAGACCAUUGCGGUGACGACAAACGGCAUGAACCUGGCCAGACUUCUGCCUCAACUAAAAGAUGCAGGCCUUGAUCUGGUCAACAUAAGUCUGGAUUCACUGAUACCUGCCAAGUUUGAGUUCAUUGUCAGGCGAAAAGGAUUCCACAAGGUCAUGGAAGGCAUUGACAAGGCCAUUGAAAUGGGCUACAACCCAGUCAAGGUCAACUGUGUGGUCAUACGAGGCCUCAAUGAAGAUGAGCUGCUUGAUUUUGUCGCUCUGACAGAGAAGAAGCCCGUGGAAGUACGCUUCAUUGAGUACAUGCCAUUUGAUGGCAACAAAUGGAACUUCAAGAAGAUGGUGAGCUACCAGGAGAUGUUGGAUCACAUCAGGCAGCAGUGGCCUGCCCUAGAAAGGCUCCAGGCUGGACACACAGACACAGCCAAGACAUUCAAAGUGCCGGGCUUCAAAGGUCAGGUGGGCUUCAUCACCUCCAUGUCUGAUCAUUUCUGUGGCUCAUGUAACCGCUUGCGCAUCACUGCAGACGGCAACCUCAAGGUGUGUUUGUUUGGUAACUCUGAGGUGUCCCUCCGAGAUGUGUUGCGCUCAGGAGCGUCUGAUGAAGAGCUGCUGCAAAUCAUCGGAGCUGUGGUGGGGAGGAAGAAGAAGCAACAUGCAGGCAUGUUCAACAUUUCCCAAAUGAAAAACAGACCUAUGAUCCUCAUCGGUAGAAAGACAGUCCUGAACCUUUUGUGCCUUCUAGACUCCACUGCUUCAGCACAGGCAGCACGCAGCUGCUCUACAUACUUAGUGUGUAGAAGCUCCUACCUUAAUGAAAAGAAAGAAAACCCACAUGAGACAGAGCACUUUAUCAAUGCAGGAGGGUACUUGUAUGAAUUUGGUGGUGAUCCAAUUGUCCCCGUUAAUUACGCAAGCACUGUGAGUUACACCACCCAAACUAAUGAUAGUAUUAGGUGCUUACACACUUUAAAGAAACGAUUAGAAUUGAAGGCCAAAGUAAACUGUACACAACACAGUGUGAGACACCAUCAUCACGACAUUUCCAGCCAAGACCCCAAUCUCAAAAUCUCACAAUCUGCAAGUGAUGCCAGCAGCCCUCACCGGGAUGGUACCCCAGAACCCCAGCUGACGCACACAGACGCGCAAGGCCGAGCAAGCAUGGUAGAUGUUGGCUGUAAAGUCCCCACACGUCGAGUGGCCACGGCCCACGCCACCAUCCUUUUGGGCCCCAUUGCGUUUGGACUACUGCAGGACAACCAGCUGGGUAAAGGUGACGCUCUGACGGUGGCCCAGUUGGCCGGCAUCAUGGGCUCUAAACAGACCUCAACUCUCAUCCCACUCUGCCACCCGCUCCCGUUAGAGCACACCUCGGUCAUCCUGGAUCUGGAUGAGCUGCGGAACGCUGUGGUCAUCACGGCAACGUGUCGCACCACCAGCAGGACAGGAGUUGAGAUGGAGGCUUUAACUGCCGUUUCUGUCGCAGCGCUGACUAUUUAUGACAUGUGCAAGGCUGUCAGUCAUGACAUCACCAUUACUGAUAUAAAACUGCUCAGUAAGACUGGGGGGAAGAAGGCCUUUCAUCGCCCUGAACCUUGAAUUAAAGAAUUGCAUAAUAUAGCAGUACUCAUUUUUCUCUGUACCUGAGCAAGACCCCACACAAGACUCAAAUGAUGCAAGUGUCCUUUUUGCAGCUUGCAGACACAUUUUAACUUAAUAGAUUUUAAACAUCCAAAGCAAGAUGCUGCAGUCAGUCAUGUUACAGGUCUUUGUCAGCUUUUCUCACUUAAUCUAUGAUCUCUCUGCAGGAACUUCACAGUUCCAACAUUUUAUACUUCUAAAACCCACACCUUCAUGUAAAAUGUGCUAUUAAAUUUAAGAAUGAGGUCGCCUGUUCCUUCAGUUGUUUCUCAUGCUGUUGAAAAAGUGUUUACUUUUAAAUGGAAUUUCUUUGCAAUUAAAAAAACCUUUACAUAUGUGACAAGAAUAAAGCAAGAGGAGAGUGUUCUGUUCAAGAGACAAACAAACUCAUUAGCCGCAUUAUUAGAUACAGCUGCAAAAUCGAAUGCGCAAUGUGCAGCACAAAUACAAGAGCUGUAUCAAAUGAUCUGCUUUGGUAAAAUUAAUACAUAUGUUGGUGUUUUGCAGUGGUGUAGAACUGCGCUAUGUCAUACUGAGAGUUGGUUCAAAUAUUUUGGUCAGCUUUUUUAGGUACAUGGAAAAUAAUAAAUAUGAGGAAAAAACCCUGAUGAUUUAGUUCUGUAUGUCAAUAAACGCUGAAACUGGUGUAUUGACAUGACGACAAUCUGGGGUCCCGCUCAGGAUUCUUCAACUUUAAUUGUGGACUUGGACGUGCACACAUGGUGAAUUACUUAAGCACACAAAGUGGUGGGUGGUGCAUUUGGUACUUAAUCCCCCUCUUAAUACCAGCAUUAUCACUUCACCUUUACACAAUCAUCAGUAAUAAACACAGCACAAUACAACACUGUGACAUUACAAAGAGGCAUUUCGUGUAUUGGGGAUGAAUACUAUAAUUGAAACAUGAAACCCACUUAACCUUUCGGGAUUAUCGGGAUUUAUAUUUCUACAUUUGGCACAGGACCAAAUUUAACAAGCGUCAGACAAUUCCUAACCUCUACACUACAACAUUAUCUGGAGCAGUAAUCAAUAUCUAUCUAAUAACGUGACAAAAAGAUCAAUGUACUCACCGGAGAUGCUGAUUAUUUAGAGCCUAAAUCCAUCCUCCUCUCCUGAUUGCUACUGAUUAUUUGUCCAACAGUUUGGCUCUGAUCGACCAAUCAGAGGACGCUGAUGUCACUGUGGACUGGCCUUGUGAGAUGAUUCGCAGCUCUGAUUGAGCUAAAAAAUAAAAACAUUUAAAAAAAGCAUCAUUGCCAAUAGUGUGUAUGUGACAUGGGCCUGCACUCCUGAGUCUGGUCAGAUUACAUUGACAUGGCAACACAUAAAAGCUUAAAUCUGAUUGGACAAAAACAUCUAACAUACACCACUGAAAACAGUGCAGCUAUGAGACGUGCUACAAAAUGAAAAUAAUUGGCUGUUGGGGAUAAAUGAAUAUAAUGGAACAAAUACUAGAAUUUAAGUUGUAAAUGUUGGUCAGUGCUUCUGAUAGUGUUUAGGCCAGCAGAGAAGGCUUUGAUGGCCCUGACUGUACACCACAGAGCACACAGGUGUCCAAAG
Messenger RNA from Dunckerocampus dactyliophorus (ringed pipefish), 3771 nucleotides. It is a transcript of the gene mocs1, whose product is annotated as molybdenum cofactor synthesis 1. The record is from RefSeq and is a predicted model, not a curated record. NCBI's taxonomy places the organism in Eukaryota, Metazoa, Chordata, Actinopteri, Syngnathiformes, Syngnathidae. Bases 73 to 2172 code for a protein of 699 amino acids. Gene Ontology annotation, molecular function: cyclic pyranopterin monophosphate synthase activity; GTP 3',8'-cyclase activity; metal ion binding. Gene Ontology annotation, biological process: Mo-molybdopterin cofactor biosynthetic process. The transcript is spliced from 11 exons.